UAUGACAAACAGAUGUAGCAAGAGUAUUACAGUUGAAACAAUUGAUAGUGAUGGUAAAGAGUGUAAAGUGACAGAUAAAUGCCUAAAAGUACCACAAAACUGCCAUAUUAAGGCAAAAGCAGAUAAUUCGGCCAGCGCAAUGUAUUAUCCAUUUAGUGGGGCUACAAAGUUUUGUGAUGAUUCUAAAAAUACUCCAGAAAAAGAAAGACAUAAUUCUGAUGCUCCAACACCACAAAAUUAUUUCUGCGAUGGCCAAAGUGCUUGGGAUGUUUUAAGGGAAUUGGAUGAUUUUAAAAAUGACAAUAAUCCACCGAUUGCUGCACAAGAAAAGAUUGAUUUCACACCAAAUUUUCUAAUUUAUCGGCAAACUUCAGACAAACUAAAUAUUGUGCUAGUUCUUGAUGUUUCAGGCAGUAUGUCAAAUGUACCGAGUGGAGCUGUAAAUCCCUUAAGGCAGAUUGUAUAUUCAGCCUGCAUUGAGUACAUAACUGAUUAUGUGGUUGCUGGUGAUCGCAUUGGUAUUGUGCAAUUUAAUAAGCACUCCCUUCUCUUACAAAGUUUAAUAACUGUAACGAGUACGAAUAAAGCAGAAAUCCUACAGAAAGUUCCUAACUAUGCUUCUGGUGGAACUUCCAUCAAGUCUGGAGUACAAGGCGGAGUAGCGGCGUUAGGUAAGGCUGCUCGAGGAGGUAUAAUAAUCCUCAUGACGGAUGGAGAAUCCGACAAUAACGAUUUACAACAAGCGAAAAAUAUUGCUGAUAGCUCAGGCAUUACUGUCUACAGCGUGAUGUUAACGAGAGAUGCGACGCCUUUUCUAAAGGCUAUAGCAGACGCCACUGGUGGACAAACGUAUUUUACAACUGGACAAACAGUAUCCAAUAAUGAACAAUCGGUUUCUGAAGUUUUACGUAGCAUUGGGAAUAUUCAAGAAGGUCUCCGCUCAAGAACAAAUUCCUACAGCCAAAGAGAUAUAGCAACACAAGUGUCGAAGAACGUUGUAAAUAUCCUACCAAGGCAAAAGCAGACGACCCAAUUCUGGAUUGAUCAAUAUUCUAUUAGCUUCUCCCUUAUUAUAUCUACUCUUGUUCAUCCUAAUACUAUUCAAAUUGAGUUGAUAUCGCCAAAUGGAAAUCAAGUUGACAUUAAAAAGUUUACAAAAAUUGAUUCCACAUCUAAUACUAUAAAGAUAACAGUUUCGGCCUCUGUCGGUAAAUGGAGAUACAUUGCUUCAAGUGUAUCCGGAAGUGUUAAUACGAGAAUAAAUGUUGACGUCAUAUCCUACACCAAUAGCCCAAGUUCUCAAAUUUCAUUCACAGGAAAGUUUAAAACCACUUUUAUCGACUUUAACAAAAAUAUCGAAGCUGUAAAGAUCGAAUCGAUGCUGUUUAUUGGAGAUUACGCAAUAAGAAAGGCUGAAGUUGUGGCACAUGUAUUCCUCGCUGGUAUUCUUGUUGAAAAAGUUCAACUUAAUGACGACGGUAUUGGUGCCGACGCGUUUGCUAAUGAUGGAAUAUACUCUGGAUAUUUUUCCAACAUAACCAGCAAUGGAAGAUUUACUGCAAGAUUUACCGCCAUCAACUAUGAAUCAAAAGCAUUCUACUCUACAAUAAAACAAUCUGAUGGAAUAAGUGACCACUCUAAUGGCUGCUCUCCACCGUCAUCAGAGAUAAAACUUUUAAGUCCAUUUGAAAGAAUAACAGCAGGAAAUUUUCUGGAUGUUGAAAACUUCAAACAAGGAGUAGACUAUUUUCCACCAAGUAAAGUUAAAGAUUUAAAGUUCACUGGUGUGAAUACAAAAGAGCAAGUCAUAUCAUUCGAGUGGACUGCUGUUGGUGACGACUGGAAUUUUGGAGUUGCAACAAAAUAUGACCUCCGAAAAUCAUCAUCGUCAAAGUCUCUAAGAGAGAGAUUUAAUUCAACUACACUACUCGAAGGUAUUGAAAAUUUAAAGCCAAGGAAAUCAGGCGAAAAAGAGAAAUUUCAAAUGAAAAUUUUAGAGAAUUGCAAAGAUAGCUUUUUCGUUGGGCUUAUGGUUAUCGAUGAUGCUCAUCGUACAAACCAGAGUCAGUUCAUCUGCACCCUUUGUGAAACAUUUCUAAAAAACAAAUCAAGAUACCUAAUGAACCAGAAAAGAGUGGAUCAAGAUGAAAAUAUUGUAGCUUUGGGUGAGAAUGGUCCCUCUGAAAAUCCAGAACAGGGGGAUACUGAUACUUACACGAAUCAUGAUGAUAGCACACAAGACUUAUUAGAGAUGAGUGGUGAAAAUGAAAAUCAUGCAGCUAUGAAUGAGAAUCACUUGUCUGAAAAUCAAGAACAAAUGCAAAUAGAUACUAACAUGGAUCAUGAGAAUUAUAAGGAGAUAAAUGAAGGAGAGGAAGAAGAAGAAGCAACAUAUGUAGAUAAAGAGUUUAAAGUUUUGCUUGGUGGAAGUCAGAGAGGAAAGGAUAUUUUAUAG
Molecule: messenger RNA, 2455 nt
Organism: Dimorphilus gyrociliatus
Lineage: Eukaryota; Metazoa; Annelida; Polychaeta; Dinophilidae
Source: the annotation of a GenBank genome assembly